Messenger RNA from Arabidopsis lyrata subsp. lyrata, 1203 nucleotides. RefSeq names its product rhodanese-like domain-containing protein 11, chloroplastic. NCBI's taxonomy places the organism in Eukaryota, Viridiplantae, Streptophyta, Magnoliopsida, Brassicales, Brassicaceae. The transcript is spliced from 10 exons. The coding region runs from base 191 to 1069 and encodes 292 amino acids. The record is from RefSeq and is a predicted model, not a curated record.
AAUUAUCUAAAACCGAAGUGAGCCGAGUCGGGUUCGAAAGACUGCUUCCAUGAAGCCAAAACUGAUAAUCGGUCCAAUAAUAACUCGAAGCUGACUACUCUUUUAUUUUGUCUCUCUGUUGAUGCGCAAACGCGAAGAUUAUCUUCUCAGUUACUACUACUGGAAUUAAAAGCUUAGAAGAACUUGAAACAUGGAGUCUCUAUCUCUUCCUGUUCUAAAUCCUCUAUUAGCUUCUAGUUCUAAUCUGUUCAGAAACCAGAGCUCGAGGAUGACCUCUUCAAUGGUAUCUUCACUUAAACCCCCCUUUGGAGGCACAUCCCUUUCCACUGUUCACCGCUUUAGAGUAGGAGAUGUUAGGAUGCAAGCUGUUGAUGAAGAUAUUGAUCUGAAGCAAAUGAGAGACAUGGCUGCUGCUAAAAAGCGUUGGGAUGGUUUGUUAAGGGAAGGAAAAGUGAAGCUUCUUACACCAAGAGAAGCAGGGUAUGCUAUUUCUCUUUCAAACAAACCUCUACUCGAUGUCCGCCCCUCUAGCGAGCGCAACAAGGCAUGGGUUAAAGGCUCCACCUGGGUUCCUAUCUUCGACAAUGAUGACAACCUUGACGCUGGAACUCUUUCCAAAAAAGUCACUAGUUUUGCUAUGGGGGGAUGGUGGAGUGGAGCACCUACAUUAUCUUUUAAUAGGCUCUUCUUGUCAAAGGUUGAGGAGAAAUUCCCAAAAGACUCAGAGCUGAUUGUUGCUUGCCAAAAAGGAUUGAGAUCCUUAGCUGCUUGUGAGCUACUAUAUAAUGCAGGGUAUGAGAAUCUGUUCUGGGUACAAGGUGGUUUAGAAUCUGCUCAAGACGAGGAUCUAGUGACAGAAGGUGUUCAACCCUUGAAGCUUGCUGGGAUUGGAGGUUUUUCAGAGUUCCUUGGUUGGACAGACCAGCAAAGAGCUCAAGCUGCGAAAGAAGGUUGGAGGUACCGUUUAGUAUAUACUGCUCGUCUGUUUGGAGUUGUUCUGGCUGCUGAUGCCUUGUUCGUUGGUGCUCAGCAACUAGGCCAUUAUAUUCAGGAGUUAAGAGGCCAUUAGUACCUCUCUUUAACCUAGCUCCAAGUGGCUAUAUUUCUAUUCAAAAAAAAGAAACAAAAUGUAAAUUCUGUUGAAAAGUUUUGGAAGGUAGAGUAGUUGAAAUAGUUAAAAAAGACAUCUUUGAAUCCUUGAAA